UAAGGGCUUAGUGGACCACUGUCACACUUCACAUGUGCGCUGAAACAAACCUCAAUUGAGUAACAUAUUUUUUAAGCAGUGAAAUUCCCGGCAGCUACACAAGAUGUCAGUCCGAGCAAUUGGAGUGCUGGGUCAGGCACGUCACCUAUGCCGCCUUACAGGGUCAAUGCGCCAAUGCCGUCGCCCCGCUUUGGGUGCUCUCAGUCGCGCGGUGGAUUCGCAGCGAUCGCCGGCCGUCUACUUCUUUCCAGGCUUUCAGUUGCGGUGCUUUGCUACCGAAACAGAGGCCAAGUCUGGUAAUGUUGUAGACAAGCACGAGUUCCAGGCGGAAACACGCCAGCUUCUAGACAUUGUGGCCCGCUCGCUGUACUCCGACCAUGAGGUUUUCGUCCGAGAACUUAUUUCUAAUGCCAGCGAUGCACUGGAAAAGUUCCGUUAUACACUUCUUAGCAGUGGAGAAGCGGACCUGGCGGGCAAGGAUCGGCCUCUGGAGAUCCGCAUCACCACGGACAAGCCGCUAAUGCAACUGACUAUCCAAGACACGGGAAUAGGAAUGACAAAGGAGGAGUUGAUCAGCAACCUUGGUACAAUUGCUCGCAGCGGCUCCAAACAGUUCCUUGAGCAAAUGAAGAGCAGCCAAAAAGGUGCCUCGUCUGAGGCUUCCUCCAACAUUAUCGGACAGUUCGGCGUUGGCUUUUACUCGGCCUUCAUUGUGGCCAACAAGGUUGAGGUCUAUACUCGGGCGGCCGUGCCAAAUGCACCUGGAUUGCGCUGGUCCACGGAUGGUAGUGGUUCUUAUGAAAUCGAGGAAUCGUCGGAAGCCGAGUUGGGAACAAAGAUCGUGUUGCAUCUAAAGACGGAUUGCCGAGAGUACGCUGACGAAGAUCGCAUCAAGGCUGUAAUAAAGAAGUACAGUAACUUUGUGGGCUCACCGAUCCUUCUUAACGGUAAACAGGCUAACGAGAUCAAACCGUUGUGGCUAUUAGAUCCUCAAAGUAUCAGCAAGGAACAACACCACGACUUCUAUCGUUUCAUUAGCAACAGCUUUGAUAUUCCUCGCUUCACACUCCAUUACAAGGCCGAUGUGCCGCUAAGUAUUCAUGCGCUACUGUACUUCCCGGAGGGCAAACCCGGUCUGUUUGAGAUGUCUCGCGACGGAAACACUGGCGUUGCCCUUUAUACUCGUAAAGUGCUCAUCCAAUCUAAAACCGAGCACUUACUGCCAAAGUGGCUGCGUUUCGUGAAGGGCGUUGUCGACUCCGAGGACAUUCCGCUGAAUCUCAGCCGUGAACUGCUCCAGAACAGCAGCUUAAUCCGCAAGCUUUCGAGUGUGAUCUCCACCAGAGUUAUCCGCUUCCUGCAGGAACGCGCCAAAAAGCAACCAGAAGAGUACGAGGCCUUCUAUCAGGACUACGGACUUUUCUUAAAGGAGGGGAUCGUCACUUCCAAUGACCCGACCGAGAAGGAAGAGGUUGCCAAGCUCCUGCGUUUUGAUUCUUCAAAGUCUGAUACGCCAAGUGGUCGUAUGUCUCUGGAGGAAUACUACAAGACUGUUCCAGCUGAGCAGCAGAACAUUUACUAUCUGGCAGCGCCCAACCGAGUCCUGGCUGAGUCGUCGCCGUACUACGAGAGUCUAAAGAAGCGUAACGAACUGGUUCUAUUUUGUUACGAACCCUAUGACGAGCUGGUCCUGAUGCAACUGGGCAAAUUCAAAAGCAAAAAGCUGGUGUCUGUAGAAAAAGAGAUGCGCGAGGAAUCUAAGGAUGUUAAUGCUACCACCGACUUUGGCGAAGGCAGUUUGCUGCACUCUGAACUGGACUCUCUAAUACCCUGGCUGGAAGGAGAACUAAAGGGCCAAGUCGCCAAGGUAAAGGCCACCUCCCGCUUAGACACUCAUCCGUGUGUAAUUACCGUUGAGGAAAUGGCAGCGGCGCGUCAUUUCAUUCGCACUCAAAGCCACCAGGUUCCAGAGCAGAAUCGAUUUGCUCUUUUGCAGCCUGAGUUGGAAAUUAAUCCAAAGCACCCUAUUAUCAAGAAGCUCAAUAAGCUCCGUGAAAGCGACCAGGAGCUGGCCCAGCUUAUUGCCAAACAGCUCUUUGCAAACGCAAUGGUGGGUGCUGGCUUGGCGGAGGAUCCGCGAAUGCUCUUGACCAACAUGAACACCCUGCUGACACGUGCAUUAGAAAAGUACUAAAGUACAGAUGAGCGGUGCUCCUUUGUUAUCUACCGAUAUUCGUUUAAUUAGUUAAUAAAAAUUUUUAAAAUAGGUGUAUA
Messenger RNA from Drosophila bipectinata, 2274 nucleotides. It is a transcript of the gene Trap1, whose product is annotated as TNF receptor associated protein 1. Gene Ontology annotation, cellular component: mitochondrial inner membrane. Gene Ontology annotation, molecular function: ATP-dependent protein folding chaperone; protein kinase binding; ATP binding. Lineage: Eukaryota; Metazoa; Arthropoda; Insecta; Diptera; Drosophilidae. Gene Ontology annotation, biological process: protein folding. The record is from RefSeq and is a predicted model, not a curated record.